AUCGUAUUAGCGUUAUUCUCUUCUCAGCAUUUAAUUUUGUGCGGCUCCAAGUUUGACCCGUCGGUUUCUCACUGCCCAAAUUAUAGCUCUUCAAGAUCCCCAUCCCACCGCACAAAAUAUCCAGGUCCAGCAAUCAAAACCAAGUUUCCUUCUUCUUUCCCAGCCUUUCACGCCGAGAAUUUCUCCAUUUUUUUCCCCACACACCACGUGUUUGUUUAAAUUUGAAAAAAAAAGUUCCCAGUGAGUGAUCAUAGUUUGUUAGGUAGCUGCACCAAAUCGGCAUACCAUGGAUUCACUCUCAUCUGUCUCCCCGUCCAUAGUUCUCCCUCCCAGUAAUCCCCUCCGUCUUCGCUUCUCUUCUUGCACUACUCAGAUUCGUUUUUCUGCUCUCCCCUCUUCCUUGGCCGGACGGCGUACUAGUAGAUUUCCGCAACUCUACUGUAAAGCCAGCACGGGAAACAAAGAUGAUGAUGAAGGCAACCGAGAAAUUGAGAGAGCCCUUCACUUGGACGGAACCAUUCCUGGGAGUUCUAACGAGUUUGUGAAGCGAGUAUCUUCCCGUGCUUAUGAUAUGCGCAGACAUUUACACCAGACUUUUGACACCAGUAGCUAUGAUGUUCUAGAUGCAAACCCAUGGAGGGAAGCUUCAAAACCUGUAUAUGUAUUAACGCAGCACGAAAACCAGUUAUGCACAAUGAAAACUCGAAGGAAUCGGAGUGAAGUUGAAAGGGAGCUCAGGUUAUUGUUUUCCAAAGGAGGAAAGUUGAGGUCCGAAAUUGGCAAUCAAUCUAAACAGUCCAGAAGUGGAACAAAGUUCCAGAUGCUUGUGGAGGAUGUCAGGGAGGGAGUGCUUGUAUUCGAAGAUGAGAAUGAAGCUGUUCGAUAUUGUGACUUGCUGCAGGGAGGGGGUAAAGGUUGUGAAGGUGUUGCAGAGAUAGAAGCCUCAUCAGUAUUUGAUCUGUGCCAAAAAAUGAGGGCCCUAGCUGUUUUGUUCCGCAAGGGAAGAACGCCUCCUUUACCUCAGAGUCUGGAGCUCAAUCUUAGGGCUCGAAGACGGUCGCUUGAAGACCAAGAGGAGUUGAUGUGAAAGAGAUGAUGCCGAGGAAAUAUGAAGAACAGAAACUAAAUAUUGUAACAUAAAUUCAUUUGUGGGCAAAGUAAAUGUCAUGAUUAUACAAAAGGACGGGCAUUUGGGUUACAUGCAAAAUUAUUAUAAUGCGCAAUUGUAGUGGUUGUUUGAUCUGAUUAAAAUUAAAAAUAAAUCAAUUGAUGUGAUUAAAAGUUUAA
Messenger RNA from Mangifera indica (mango), 1287 nucleotides. RefSeq lists its product as uncharacterized. The record is from RefSeq and is a predicted model, not a curated record. The transcript is spliced from 5 exons. The coding region runs from base 287 to 1087 and encodes 266 amino acids. NCBI's taxonomy places the organism in Eukaryota, Viridiplantae, Streptophyta, Magnoliopsida, Sapindales, Anacardiaceae.